Molecule: messenger RNA, 1845 nt
Organism: Paralichthys olivaceus (Japanese flounder)
Lineage: Eukaryota; Metazoa; Chordata; Actinopteri; Pleuronectiformes; Paralichthyidae
Gene: pcnp
Product: PEST proteolytic signal containing nuclear protein
Biological process (GO): protein ubiquitination; proteasome-mediated ubiquitin-dependent protein catabolic process
Cellular component (GO): nucleus
Source: RefSeq, a predicted model, not a curated record
GCGACAUCUGCCGGCGGGUCCGAGAAGAGCAGCGAUGGCGGACUAUAGCGGAGAGAGCAGCAGCGACGACGGAGCAGGGCCGCAGGAGGAGGGAGGCAGAGUGAAAACUAAGCCUGUCUCUUGUAGCACUGCGGGAGGAGAAGGGUCCGCAGUCAAGCGCACGUCCCAGCAUCUCACACCCGAGGAGGAUGACGAGUCCUCGGCUGACCCACCGGCGCCCUGCAAAGUCCCCAAAAUAGGCUUUAGCAUGCACGGCAAGAUGGGGAAGAAGUCAAACCCCAUAUCUAUCAAACUCGGAGCAUCAAAACCCAAAGAGCCUGUACCGCCGGUCCCCCCAAAAAAGUCAGGGUUGGCAUCUGUAUUUGACGAAGAUGACGACAGUGAACCUGAGGAGAUGCCUCCAGAAGCAAAGAUGAGGAUGAAGAACAUUGGCAGGGAGACGCCAACAUCUGCAGGACCUAAUUCAUUUAACAAGGGCAAGCAAGGCUUCUCUGAUCAAAAAAAACUGUGGGAAAGGAAGCUGAAGGCCCAGUCAGAUAAACCGUAACUGACUUCCAGUUUUUGUCACUAAUAGAUAAUUUUAUAUAGGUUAAAUAUCUAUGAAGGCUCAAGUGAUUCCUCCUGCAAUGAAGAAUAAUUUAAGCCUUCUGUGGUACUCUCUUACUGAAGUCACAUUUACACAUUUAACCACUACUUGUGGAUGCUAAAAGAGAGGAGAGACAUCGAGCCCUUGUGACAAGAGGUGCUGAGAUCAAGAGAUGGGGCAAGUCAAUUAGCCAUUAGACUAUUAUUCAAACUGUAAAAAAAGUGCUACAGUUUCCUUCUGCAGGCUGAUGAGAAAAUCAUUUUUUAGAGCCUUCAUGCCUCUUAUGCAUCUUGCUUGUUCCUCUUGGUUUGGUGCGAUCCUGAGCGACUCUUAAUUUUAGUCGUCUGAUAUUUGUGUAAAAAAUGUACAUUGAAGUGUGAUUGUGUUUUAUUUUUUUCGAUCCACAAAUGAGUGUGAGUUUGAGCAUUCUGUUAAUGUGGGGAGCAAGUGACUAGACUAUACGCGCAGAUUGAUUGUUUAGUUUAGUUUUUCAACAUCAUUGUACAACUUUUCGUUUUGUUUGCCCCAGUUUUUAUUUUGAUGUAUAAGAUGGACAUAAAUAACCAUUGUGAGUCAACUUCCCUGUGCUUUCACCUGCUGUAUCACCUCAUUGGCAGCUCUUUGUUUGAUGUUUAGGUUUUCUUUUAUCAGUGGUUUGGUUUCAACAAAACUGAUUUCUUUCUGUUUCACUUUCACAUUUACUGAUCUUAUCUUUUAUUUUCACUGAAGGACUAUUGAUGUGUUUUUAGUUGACAGAUGUGGGAGGAUCAGAAACACACAGCGAUAACAUGAAUCCAAAUGCUGGUGACAGUUUCAUCUAUUGAUUUGUGGGUGGUUAAAGCAUAGGUUAGUAAUGAUUAUGCUCAUACAAACACUUUCCAUUGCAACUUUAACAUUCGAAAGUCCACAUCACAGACAUCUAUCCCCAAUCCUUUUAACAUGAGGUACCUGCAGUACCUCAGUGACUUCUCCUGUGUCUGAAACUCUGUCCGGAAAAUCCCCAUGAUCAAAAUGUAAACUUUAAUUCCUUUAUCUUACUGUUGUGCAGAAUUUCCCCAAGUCAAAUACACCAAUAUCCACUGCUGUGACCUGUUGAGUCAAACAAAACCCUCCUAAAAACAUUUAAAAGGCAUUAAAAAAAAGUUUUGGAAUUUAUGUUUUGUGUCAAAUAUGUCCGCUCUACAGUACAUGAUGAAGUAGACCUCACAACAUUGUUUUGUUAUACCUGCUAGACAAAUAAAAGCAAAUUCUUAAAUUUA